This is a messenger RNA of Chara braunii, 1904 nucleotides long. The record is from the annotation of a GenBank genome assembly. Lineage: Eukaryota; Viridiplantae; Streptophyta; Charophyceae; Charales; Characeae.
AGCAAAACAAAGUAAGAGGAGAGGAGCAGAACAGAAGCUGGCUGGGUGGGAGUGAAAAAGCGGAUGGCCAAGUCAAUAUCAGAUUACCUAUUUGUUGCAUCUCAUGGACACGUGUUGGCACUGGAUAGAGAGAUAGGAGAAACGGUGUGGAAGGUAAAGCUUCGGAACACGGGUUGGAGAAGACGGUAUGUUGUGUCGCUGUUCCCGGUGGAGACGGAGAGCCUGCUCAUCUGUGGCUGCCAUGGGAAGAUCAUCGCCUUGAGCAUGAAUGUGGGCCAGGAGAUAUGGAGGAACCGACUCCCCAAGCUUGGCUAUGGGGACAUCGCCAUCCACAUGCCAAAUCAGCCAUGUCCGAGUAGGUCGGGGCUUUCUGUCGGCGUUGCCUCUGGACGAGAGUAUGGACGUCCGGCGUACUACGGAUCGAGACACUCUUUCUCUGAUGAUGUGAUAAUGCAACGCCCCCUAACUGCAAUCUCCACCGCCGCAUCGGCCCUGUCCACGCCGCCCACUAUCAAGGAGGACGGCUCAGGUGUCGGCAGCACUCUCCCUGGCCUCUCGGAUCUUGUCUUCGUUGGCACAUACGGACAUGUCGCGGCCAUUGAUGUCACCAAUGACGGCAAGACUGUGUGGAGCUAUAGUCUUCCCUGGACAGGCUAUGGUGUCGUCAACACUCUUCUGGAGGGCGGGAAGCUCUUUGUGGGCUGCGGCGGGCGUGUCUUUGCACUGGACCCUCUCUCGGGGAAAGAGAUAUGGCGAAAUGUGCUCCCCGGAUUACGCCGCGGUUUUGUGACGCUGGCCACCAGCACAUCGUGGACGGGUGAUGUCGUCCCACCAUUCAGCCAUAUGCUUUUGAAUUCAACCGCAAGUUACUUGGGUGUAAGGCCACAGGGGAAUGUCUCAAGGGUGGGAGGGGGAGGGGGAGGGGGAGGGGGAGGGGUAGGAGUUUCCACUCCUUCAACAGGCAGUCCUGCUCCAGCCAUGUGAAGAAAGGCAGGCCUUCUAUUUACCCCCCCUUUCUUUACGUUUGUUCGAUCUUUACCCUUCCUCUAUUUUUCCCUUUCCUCUUUUUUUAAAAGUUUUUUUUUUUUUUUUUUUUGCUUUCUAUUUUGGAUUCGCCCCCCCCUUUCUCAACAAAGUCAUUGUUGGAUCCACAUAUUGAUGCUAUUAAGAUUCAUUGAAUCCAUCAAGCAGGCAGGUUUUCCGCAGCACAGAUUCAUUUCCUCCACACACGAUUGCCGGCACUUUUGGUGAAACCGAGCACCCAUGGGUUGUGUUACCUUAUGCCGAAAUGCACUUGCGGUGAAACCGAACACCCACGGAUUGUGUUAUGUUACACCGAAAUGCGCGUUGAAAGUUGAAAAGCACUUGCGGCGAAACUGAGCACCCAUGGGUUGUGUUGCAUUACACCGAAAUGUGUGUCACGGUGAAACCGAGCAAACAUGGGUUGUGUUACGUUACACCAAGAUGCGCGUGGAAAAGCAUGUCCGGUCAAACCGAGCGACUAUUGCAGAUCAUAUAUUUACGUAUUAGAUGCCGUACUUCGCUGCUGACUAUUGACAGAAGGGAGGGGUGGAACAGAUGACCGGAUGAUACGGACCGGCGACCAAUGCGAUCAUCACCAUGAUCUGUUGGUUUUGCCAGCUGUUUUCUUAUUUCUUUGUUUUUUUUUUUGCCUUUCAUUUCAUCAAUUGAUUUGUUUGCAUUACUUUGUACCUAUGUAGGUUGAAUUUGCGUUUCUGGUCAAGUCGCAGAGCCAGAUUCAGGAGCAGGCAGCAUAGCAUAGUAGAAACUCUGUUGACAAGGACACAGUUUGCUUGACAAAGGGCAUGGAGAGGUGCAGGUGGUUGACGCACCCGCGACGAGGGUCUACAAGAGACUAAGCACAGUAAAGUAGCCCGGCAAUU